Messenger RNA from Episyrphus balteatus (marmalade hoverfly), 333 nucleotides. Its product is annotated as histidine-rich glycoprotein-like. Bases 1 to 333 code for a protein of 110 amino acids. NCBI's taxonomy places the organism in Eukaryota, Metazoa, Arthropoda, Insecta, Diptera, Syrphidae. The transcript is spliced from 2 exons. The record is from RefSeq and is a predicted model, not a curated record.
AUGCAACCUCGACUAUCACAACAACUGCAGAGCAUCGACAACGGCAACAACAGGCAACAGCAUCAGCAGUAUGUUGAAGAACAUCAUUUACAACAACAUCAACAUAUUAGCCACCAUCACCAUCAUGUUGUUGAGUCGAGUGAGGUCAUCGAAGAAUCGGACGAACAGCAUUAUCAUGAACUCGAUCAUUAUAAACCGGAAGAGCCAGAUGGGGAAGAGCAUCAUCUGAUUGAAGAAGAACCUCCCCAUGAUGGAAAUGUCGAUCGACCACCUCCUGAUCAUGACCCUCUUGAUGAUGACGAUGAUGACGAGGAGCAAUUCUUUCUCAAAUGA